Eublepharis macularius is the source of this 554-nucleotide messenger RNA. It is a transcript of the gene ATP5IF1, whose product is annotated as ATP synthase inhibitory factor subunit 1. The transcript is spliced from 3 exons. Gene Ontology annotation, biological process: negative regulation of ATP-dependent activity. The record is from RefSeq and is a predicted model, not a curated record. Gene Ontology annotation, molecular function: ATPase inhibitor activity. Bases 61 to 429 code for a protein of 122 amino acids. Lineage: Eukaryota; Metazoa; Chordata; Lepidosauria; Squamata; Eublepharidae. Gene Ontology annotation, cellular component: mitochondrion.
GAAGGAGUACUGUGCUUUGGCCGCCGCUGUUUCCCAUCCCUGCCAAGGGCAAGACCUGUUAUGGCUGCGGUGGGGCUGGUGCUGAGGAGCGGCUUGCGUGGGGCCCUGGCGCUGCCGAAUCAACAGCGGGUCUGGAACUCGGGCUCCAGCUCCGGUUCCGGACCCGCCUCCGACCAGCUAGGGGAGCUGGGCAAAGGCGUCGGGAAAGGCGGUGGUGGAGGCGGGGCGGUCCGUGAGGCUGGUGGCGCCUUCGGGAAACGAGAGGCGGCCAUGGAAGAGCGCUAUUUCAGGGAGAAAGAGAGAGAACAGUUGGCUAAUCUGAGAAAACACCAUGAAGAGGAAAUAAGUCACCACAAGAAAGAAAUAGACCGUCUGCAGAAGGAAAUUGAACGUCAUAAGUACAAGAUCAAGAAACUUGAUGAUGAUUAAGUGGCUGGUGUCCUUGUGGAUGUGUUGCGCAUCUGGCAUUGCUUUGAAAAAGCUGGUGUCAGCCAAUGUUCGAGAAUUUGCCGUUAUCACAGUGUGGAAAUUGUGAAAUAAAAUAAUUCACUCUC